AUGUCCGGCCAGCUCCUGGGUUUAUUUUCAUCGACGACAUCAAUAAAAUGUUGUGAUAUAUCGGUCAGUGAUCUAAAAGUUGAAUAUCUGGUCAAUCCGUUAGCAGUGGACAUACCCGGGCCGCGUCUACAAUGGCUACUCCAGGCCAUUGACCAUCGGAAACAUAAUUUAUGGCAAUCGGCUUAUCAGAUACUGGUUGCUACCGAUACGGAAACUUUAUUACAGAAAAAUACGGGUAAUCUAUGGGACAGUGGAAAAGUCGUAAGCAAUCAAUCAAAUCAUAUUGAAUAUAAGGGACGACCACUUAGUGCCGGUCAGUUAGCCUACUGGAUGGUUAAGGUAUGGGAUCAGGACUCCCGAGAGUCUAACUACAGUACAAUUGCCUAUUGGGGUAACGGUUUGGGUAGCGGUAGUGGUGGUGGUGGUAGUCAAUGGUCCGGUCAAUGGAUUUCGGCACCCAAUGGUCUACAACAGGAGGCGCUCAAACAGUUGGCAGAUAUCGAUAAAAAAGUAGUACAAGAUCACCAAGGUUUACUACCGAUGCUCUAUAUGCGUAAACAGUUUAGUUUGGGACAGUCAGUAUCAUCAUCAUCAUUGUCGUCAAGGGGUAGUCGUAAAGUCAAACGCGCUAUACUGUACGCUACAGCACAGGGAGUCUAUAAAGUUUGGAUUAACAAUAAACUGGUAGCCGAUCAUCAGCUAAGUCCCGGUUGGACUGACUAUUUGAAAACCUAUAACUAUCAGUCCUAUGAUGUAACUGAGCUGCUGCUGACCAAUGCCAGUACUACUACUGAUAAUACUAUAGGUGUCCUAUUGGGCACCGGCUGGUACAGUGGCUAUAUUGGAUUGCAAAAAAAUUACGCCCACUAUGGCCGACAACAAUCGUUUUGGACGGAACUACAUGUCCAGUAUGACAGUGGGGACAGGGAGGAUGAAAUUAUUAUCAAAUCAGAUCAAUCAUGGAAAGUAGGUACCGGUUCUCUGAUGUACUCGGAUAUGCUUCACGGACAGCUGUACUAUGAGCACCUGGAGCCAAAAAAUUGGCGAUCAACUGGGUUUGAUGAUAGCAAAUGGCCCGAAGUAGUUGCCCGGCCAGUAGACGAUAGUAAACAUUUAGCACUGUUAGCCGAUCCGGGUGUACCCAUCAGGGUAAUUGAGGAACUGAUACCAGUAGCUAAAUGGCAGUCAAGUCCCGGUGUUUGGGUAUUUGAUUUUGGCCAAAAUGCGGCCGGUUGGAUACAAUUAAGGAGACCUACCGGUGCUGCACGGGUACAGAUCAGACACGCCGAAGCUUUGAAUCCAAACGGAUCCAUAUAUACCUUAAAUUUGCGAUCAGUUUUGGCUACCGAUACCUAUGUAUUCACAGAUACAACCGAUGCCGAGGAGGAGGACACAGACACAGUUGAACCGCACUUUACAUUUCACGGCUACCGAUAUGUUGAACUGGUCGGCUAUCCGGACGGCGAACCCAAACUAACUGAUCUCAAGUUUCGGGUCAUACACUCGGAUACACCGAUGCUGUCCAAACUGGUCACAUCCGACCAGCUGGUCAACCAAUUGAUUAGUAACAUCAAGUGGGGACAGCGCAGUAAUUUCCUGUCCGUCCCGACCGACUGUCCACAACGCGAUGAACGUAUGGGUUGGAUGGGCGACGCAGAGAUAUUUGCCCCGACGGCCAGCUAUAUGGCCGACGUAUCGGCUUUCUAUACAAAAUGGUUACGCGAUGUACGCGAUGGCCAGUCCCCCGAAGGCGGCUUUUCCGAUGUAGCACCGCGUAUGGUCGACCCCUAUGACGGAGCACCGGCAUGGGGUGAUGCCGGUGUAAUACUACCCUAUACUAUGUUGACGAUGUUUGGCGACCAUCGUAUAGUCGACCUCCAGUGGCCGUCAAUGGAAAAAUGGUUUCAAUAUAUUGCGGCCGAAAAUCCCGAUCACUUGUGGACCAAACGUGUCAACAAUAAUUACGGCGAUUGGCUACAGGUUAACGCCCGGACACCCAAAGAGGUUAUGAAUACAGCCUACUAUGGUUACGAUGCACUGUUGAUGUCCAGGAUGGCCUCCGUUACGGUCAACCGUACCGCUGAUGUCCUAAAAUAUCGUCAAUUACACCAAUCGAUUGCCCAGGCAUUCAAUCGCGAGUUUGUCAACCAAACGGAUGGCCGUAUUGCUGGCGAUACGCAAACCGGUUAUCUGUUGGCACUGGCCUUCGAAUUGCUACCCGAACGGCUACGACCGUUGGCCGUCAAUCAUUUAGUCGAUAAUAUACGGGCGCAUGACUGGCAUCUGACCACCGGUUUUAUCGGUGUAGGCUAUCUGUGUCCGACAUUGUCCGAGUUUGGCCGCCACGACGUAGCCCUGCGGCUGCUCCUACAGGACACCUACCCGUCCUGGGGCUACAGUAUCCGUAACAAUGCCACUACAAUAUGGGAACGUUGGGACGGUUGGACCCGAGAUAAGGGUUUCCAGGAUCCGGGUAUGAAUUCAUUCAAUCACUAUUCGCUGGGAUCGGUAGGUCGAUGGCUGUGGCAAUCGUUAGCUGGUAUCGACAAUAAUGACAGUAAUGGUUUGGUCACCGGCGGUGGUUUUAAGGACAUACUCAUAGACCCGAAACCGGGUGCCAACCUAUACAAUCUGACAGCUAAUUAUCAGUCAAUUAAUGGCCAAAUUGAUAGCUCCUGGAUCUCCAAUGGCACACACAUUAAGUUUACUACAACAAUACCGGUUAAUACUCGGGCGACAAUAGACGUGACAUUUAUUAGGAAUGAAACGAUUCACAGGAAUGUCGGGUCGGGUAGGUAUGAGUUCAUGGGUCAGCUCAACAAACAGUACGAUCGGAUAAUCAAUAAAUUAAUAUUUUAA
Molecule: messenger RNA, 2859 nt
Organism: Oppia nitens
Lineage: Eukaryota; Metazoa; Arthropoda; Arachnida; Sarcoptiformes; Oppiidae
Product: alpha-L-rhamnosidase-like
Exons: 6
Coding region: 1-2859 (952 amino acids)
Biological process (GO): carbohydrate metabolic process
Source: RefSeq, a predicted model, not a curated record